AUGUCAUUUCUAGGUCUAGGUGGUGGUCAACCACAAAUUUCUUCAGAACAAAAGAUUCAGGCUGCAGAAGCCGAAUUGGACUUGGUUACCGAUAUGUUUAAUAAAUUGGUUGACAACUGUCAUAAGAAGUGUAUAAGCUCAAAUUACAGCGAGGGAGACUUGAACAAAAAUGAAUCCAAUUGUCUAGAUAGAUGCGUUGCUAAAUAUUUUGAAACUAACGUUAAAGUAGGAGAAAAUAUGCAAAAAAUGGGCCAGAAUUUUAGCGCUGCUGGACGUCUUUAA
Messenger RNA from Zygotorulaspora mrakii, 282 nucleotides. It is a transcript of the gene TIM10, whose product is annotated as protein transporter TIM10. The coding region runs from base 1 to 282 and encodes 93 amino acids. Lineage: Eukaryota; Fungi; Ascomycota; Saccharomycetes; Saccharomycetales; Saccharomycetaceae. The record is from RefSeq and is a predicted model, not a curated record. Gene Ontology annotation, biological process: protein insertion into mitochondrial inner membrane. The transcript has a single exon. Gene Ontology annotation, cellular component: mitochondrial inner membrane.